Spizellomyces punctatus DAOM BR117 is the source of this 6971-nucleotide messenger RNA. RefSeq names its product glutamate synthase, NADH/NADPH, small subunit. Bases 337 to 6600 code for a protein of 2087 amino acids. Gene Ontology annotation, molecular function: iron-sulfur cluster binding; flavin adenine dinucleotide binding; glutamate synthase (NADH) activity. The transcript has 5 exons. NCBI's taxonomy places the organism in Eukaryota, Fungi, Chytridiomycota, Chytridiomycetes, Spizellomycetales, Spizellomycetaceae. The record is from RefSeq and is a predicted model, not a curated record.
AUUUUUCUUCUUCCCCUUCUGCCCUCCUUCCUUGCCGACACUCGCAGCUGGGUGUUUCUUGCAAAAGUCCGGUUCUCGCCCAAACCAGCGCUUUUCGCCAAAAUCCUUGUCUGUGUGCUUCAUCGUCGUCGUUAGGAAGGGAGUCUGUCUUCAUUAUUAGUAUUAUAUUGGAUAUCCGACUACUCUACUACACACUUUUUGCACAUACACUAUUGUUUUUUUCGUUUUUCUGUCUCCUCGGGACCUUGCUGAACUGUUUAUCUGCAAGGAUUCCAUUUGUAACCUAGAUUUUUCACACAUACACUUUUCAUCUUUAUCCACAGUUGGGUUUAAAAGAUGGCUCCGCAGGACGAACACUUUGAGUCUUGGGCGGAUGUUAUCCCGCAAGCUCAGGGUCUAUACGACCCCGAAUUUGAGAAGGAUGCUUGUGGUGUUGGGUUUGUUUGUCACAUUAAGGGGCAGCCUAGCCACGAGAUUGUUGCGGAUGCACGCAACUUACUCUGCAACAUGACCCACCGUGGUGCCGUAGGGGCAGACACUCGGGAUGGUGAUGGCGCUGGCGUCAUGUGUUCGAUCCCUCACGAACUCUUUGGUCGCGAGAUUAAGAGAAACUUUGGCAUUGUAUUGCCUCCGCCCGGGCAAUAUGCUGUUGGUAACAUUUAUCUCAAACCCGACGAGGUCGUGAUGAAAGACAGCCAAGAGAAAUUUGAGGAAAUCGCUCAAAGCCUCGGUCUCAAUGUGCUCUGCUGGCGUCCAGUACCGCGCAACAACACUAUUCUCGGCCCAUCCUCCAAAAGCAAAGAACCCGAAAUUUUCCAGCCCUUCGUCACCCUAGUCCGCGCUCACAAUGCCGAAUUUGACUACAAACACUUUGAGCGUCAGCUCUAUCUUCUCCGCAAACAAACUACUCACGCUAUCACAUUAAAGAAAUGGUUCUACAUCUGUUCUCUUUCGAGCAAACACAUGGUAUACAAGGGUCUGCUCGCCCCGGUGCAAGUAUAUGACUACUUUGCUGAUCUGACCAACCCUGGUUUCAAAUCAUACUUUUGUUUGGUUCACUCUCGUUUCUCCACCAACACGUUUCCUUCAUGGGACCGUGCACAGCCGAUGCGAUGGUGCGCUCACAAUGGUGAAAUCAACACGCUUCGUGGUAACAAAAACUGGAUGAGAGCCAGAGAAGGUGUCAUUAAGAGCGAAGCAUUCAAGGAACAUCUGGAAACCCUUUUGCCUAUCAUUGAAGAAGGCGGUUCCGAUUCUGCCGCUUUUGAUAACGUGCUCGAGCUUCUGAUUAUGAAUGGUGUCGUAUCGCUUCCCGAGGCCGUCAUGAUGAUGAUUCCAGAAGCCUGGGAGAACCAGCCCAACAUGGAACCUGAGAAGCGCGCUUUCUACGAAUGGGCCGCAUGUCUUAUGGAGCCAUGGGACGGUCCUGCGCUGUUCACGUUCUCGGACGGUCGAUACGUUGGUGCUUCAUUGGAUCGUAACGGUCUUCGCCCCUGUCGAUUCUAUGUCACGGACGCCGACAUUAUGAUUUGCGCCUCUGAAGUGGGCACUAUCUUCGUCAAACCGGAGACUAUCGUUUCCAAGGGACGUCUCCAACCCGGAAAGAUGUUGCUUGUUGAUACUGAAGAAGGACGUGUUGUCGAUGACCGCGAGCUCAAAAUGAGGAUCUGCACGGAGCGCCCCUUCGGAACCUGGAUCAAAGAUAAUAUGCUCAGCAUGGAGGAUGUUCGCAAAUUCGCUCAGCGGUCGGGAGCUUUCCAUAAACCCGCUCUUGACGAGCACUCGGUGGCAGAGGAUAAGCGCAUGUUGGCGUUUGGUUUCACCAUUGAGCAGCUUAACAUGCUCAUCAUGCCGAUGGUCGCGGACGGUAAAGAAGCCCUCGGAUCUAUGGGUUACGAUACGCCGCUUGCCUGCAUGUCUCGACAGCCAAAGGUGGUCUAUGAAUACUUCCGUCAGCUGUUCGCUCAAGUCACCAAUCCACCCAUUGAUCCCAUCCGUGAGGAAAUUGUCAUGUCCUUGUCCUGCUAUGUCGGACCUCAAGGCAAUAUUCUCGAGAUGACUCCCACUCAAGCACAUCGGCUUCACCUCCCCUCUCCCAUCAUCUCCAUCGAGGAAUUGGAAGCACUCAAGACAUUGCCACGCUUCAGGGCUGAUUGGAGUGUUGCUGAGAUUGACAUUACUUUCCCUAAGAACGAGGGCGUGGCUGGCUACCUCGCUGCUCUCGACCGCGUGUGCUCCGAAGUGUCUCAAGCCAUUCACGAUGGGUUGAAGAUUGCUAUCCUCAGCGACCGCCACGUGUCCUCCGACCGCGUUCCUCUCUCCGCUCUCGUUGCCUUGGGAGGUGUGCACCACCAUCUGGUCCGUAACAAGCUUCGGUCCAAAAUUGCAUUGGUGGCAGAGACUGGUGAAGCGCGCGAAGUCCAUCACUUCUGUGUACUCUUGGGAUAUGGUGCCGACGCUAUCUGCCCGUACUUGGCGUACGAGGCGAUGCUCAAGCUGAAGAGGGAGAAUAUCCUCAGGAGGGAUCUUGCCGAAGACAAAAUCAUUUACAAUUACAUUAAGGCGAGCAAUGACGGUAUCCGCAAGGUGAUGUCCAAGAUGGGUAUCUCCACUUUGCAGAGUUACAAGGCUGCUCAGAUUUUCGAGGCUCUUGGUUUGGACUCUUCGGUUGUUUCCAAGUGCUUCUCUGGUACAGCUUCACGUAUCAAGGGUGUCGGAUUUGAUAUUUUGGCGUUGGACGCCAUCACCUUCCAUGAAGCCGCUUGGCCAUCGCGUGACACUGUCACCAUUGAGACGCUCCCGGAGUCUGGUGACUACCACUGGCGUGAUGGUGGAGAGGCACACAUCAACGACCCGGCCAGUAUCGCGAAUUUGCAAGAUGCUGUCCGCCGCAAAAACACCAAUGCCUACGAAGCAUACUCACGUCAAUCAUACGAGCAGAUCAAGAAUUGCACACUUCGUGGUCUUCUCGACUUCAAAUUUGACAAUUCAAGACCCAUUCCAAUCGAGGACGUUGAGCCAUGGACAAACAUUGUCAAGCGUUUCUGUACAGGCGCCAUGUCGUACGGGUCUAUCUCCUUCGAGGCGCACUCAACACUUGCUUUGGCCAUGAACCGUUUGGGCGGAAAAAGUAACACUGGAGAAGGUGGCGAAGACCCAGAGCGAUCGAAACCUUUGACCAACGGAGAUUCCAUGCGUUCUGCCAUCAAGCAAGUCGCCUCAGGUCGUUUCGGUGUCACGAGCUACUACCUCUCAGAUGCUGAGGAACUCCAAAUCAAGAUGGCGCAAGGUGCCAAACCCGGUGAAGGUGGUGAGCUCCCUGGACACAAGGUGUCCGAAGGCAUCGCUGCUACGCGUAAAUCUACCCCCGGCGUUGGACUUAUCAGUCCCCCUCCCCAUCACGACAUCUACUCCAUUGAAGAUCUUAAGCAGUUGAUUUACGAUUUGAAAUGUGCCAACCCCGCAUCUCGCGUGUCUGUCAAACUCGUAUCCGAAGUCGGUGUCGGUGUUAUUGCUUCCGGUGUGGCCAAGGCAAGGGCGGACCACAUUUUGAUCUCUGGUCAUGAUGGAGGCACGGGAGCCAGUCGAUGGACUGGUAUCAAAUACGCCGGUCUUCCUUGGGAGCUUGGUCUUGCCGAAACGCACCAAACUCUGGUCCUUAACGACCUUCGUGGCCGUGUAGUUCUUCAGACCGAUGGUCAAAUAAAGACAGGUCGUGAUGUUGCCAUUGCAUGUCUGCUCGGCGCUGAAGAAUGGGGUUUCGCAACUGCUCCUCUCAUUGCCAUGGGCUGUACUAUGAUGCGGAAGUGUCACCUGAACACCUGCCCAGUUGGUGUGGCUACUCAGGACCCUGAACUGCGGAAGAAGUUUGAGGGUACUCCUGAAGACGUUGUGAAUUUCUUCUAUUACGUCGCCGAAGAAUGCCGUACGAUAAUGGCCAAGCUUGGUUUCCACACGAUCGAUGAGAUGGUUGGUCGUACCGACUUCUUAACGGUCAACGAGGCCGUCAAGAAUCCCAAAACCCGCAACCUCGAUCUCACACCGAUCCUAACUCCCGCUUUCACCCUUCGUCCUGGUGCAGCUACUCAUAACGUGAAGAAGCAAGAUCACAUGUUGUACAAACGUUUGGACAACAAGCUGAUCGAGCAGGCCAAGCGGGCUCUUGAGACGCGUCGUCCUGUUCAGAUCGCGGCCGAAGUUGUGAACACUGACCGUGCCCUCGGGGCCACACUCAGUUACGAAGUGUCAAGGGCCCACGGUGAAGCAGGUCUACCGGACGGUACAAUUCACGUGCAGCUCACAGGGUCCGCCGGUCAAUCUCUGGGAGCUUUCUUGGCUCCUGGUGUGUUCAUUGAGUUGGAGGGUGACGCCAACGACUAUGUAGGCAAAGGUCUUUCGGGAGGACAAAUUGUCGUAUACCCUCCAAAGGUCUCCAAGUUCAAGGCUGAAGAGAACAUCAUUGUUGGAAACGUUUGUUUGUACGGUGCUACCAGCGGUAAAGCCUUCUUCUCUGGAGUUGCCGCCGAGCGUUUCGCGGUCCGUAACUCGGGUGCGAUUGCUGUUGUCGAGGGAGUCGGUGACCACGGUUGUGAAUACAUGACUGGUGGUCGUGUGGUUAUUCUCGGUCCUGCUGGACGCAACUUUGCUGCUGGUAUGAGCGGAGGUAUCGCCUACGUCCUCGACCAGGAGGAUCGCUUCCACGGAAUCUGCAACACGGAGAUGGUAGACUUGGAUCGCGUGAACGAGGUUGACGAUGUCAAGUGGCUCAAGGAUUUGAUUACCGAACAUUACACGCUGACCGGCUCUGGCGUCGCACAACGUGUCCUCCAGAACUGGCACAAGGCUCUGCCCAAGUUCGUCAAGGUCUUCCCUCGUGAUUACAAAGCAGUGUUGGCAAAGAAGAUGCAGGAGAAGGAAGGCUCCCUCAACGCGCCAAAGGCUGAGCCCGCUCCUGCACCCGCACCCCGUAAAGAGCCGCUCCUUCUUGACCUUGAAGACAGUGUUACGGACGAAGCUAUGGCGAAGAAGCGUGUCGCCGUCGUUGACAAGGUUCGCGGAUUCAUGAAGUACAACCGUCAAGGCGACCAAUACCGGAACCCACGCAAGCGUACAAAGGACUGGAAAGAGAUCAACGCGCGUUUGAACCCUGAAGAUCUCAAAGUUCAGGCUGCUCGUUGCAUGGACUGUGGUGUACCCUUCUGUCAGUCGGACAAUGGAUGUCCCAUUGGUAACAUCAUCCCCAAGUGGAACGACCUUGUCUUCAAGAACCAAUGGCAAGAGGCUUUGGAUCGCUUGCUGAUGACCAACAACUUCCCCGAGUUCACUGGUCGCGUGUGUCCAGCUCCUUGCGAAGGUGCUUGUGUCUUGGGCAUCAACGAGUUGCCCGUGUCGAUCAAGAGCAUUGAGUGUGCCAUCAUUGACCGGGGUUUCGCAGAGGGAUGGAUUGUUCCCACCCCACCAAAGCACCGUACUGGAAAACGCAUUGCAGUCAUUGGUUCUGGACCCGCUGGGCUUGCGGCUGCCGAUCAACUCAACAAGGCUGGUCACACUGUGACGGUAUACGACCGUAACGACCGUAUUGGAGGUCUGCUUAUGUACGGUAUCCCCAACAUGAAGCUUGACAAGGCUAUUGUGCAGCGCCGUGUUGAUUUGAUGGCGGCUGAAGGUGUUGAGUUUGUCACCAAUGCGCAUGUCGGCAAGAACGUGGAUGUCCGCAAGUUGAAGGAGGACAAUGAUGUCGUGGUGCUCGCUAUGGGUGCGACAUGGCCUCGUGACUUACCUGUGCCGAACAGGAACUUGGAUGGUGUGCACUUUGCCAUGGAAUUCCUCCAACGUAAUACCAAGAGUUUGUUGGACUCUGACCUUCGCAAUGGCGAUUACCUCAGUGCUAAGGGCAAGCACGUUGUGGUUAUUGGCGGAGGUGAUACUGGUACUGAUUGCUUGGCUACAUCUUUGCGUCACGGCGCUGCAAGCAUUGUCAAUUUUGAACUUCUUCCCCAACCCCCAGCAACGCGUGCCAAGGACAACCCAUGGCCCACGUUCCCCCGUGUCUUCAAGGUUGACUAUGGUCACGCUGAGGUCGCUGUUCACCACGGCAAGGAUCCCCGUGAGUAUUGCAUCUUGACCAAAGAAUUUGUGUCAGACGGCAAAGGUCACGUCAAGGGUAUCAACACGGUUCGCGUUGAAUGGACCAAGGACGAGAAGGGCGCAUGGACGAUGCGUGAAGUUCCAGGCACGGAGAAGUUCUUCCAAGCCGACAUGGUUCUUCUCGCCAUGGGAUUCUUGGGGCCGGAGAAGGAUGUCAUGCAGCAGUUGGGUGUUACCCAGGACGCUAGGACCAACAUUAUCACCCCCAAGAACAGCUACGCGACCAACGUUCCAGGCGUAUACGCUGCCGGUGAUUGCCGACGAGGGCAGAGUUUAAUUGUAUGGGGUAUCAAUGAAGGACGACAAGCUGCGAGGGAAAUCGAUCUUUAUCUAAUGGGCAACACACGAUUGCCGGUGCCGGGCGGUAUCGAGCAACGUCCAGUGGAACUAUUGGAGCGGGUUGCAUUGGCUUGGGCAUCUGAUGGUCGGGGCGGCACGGCAGGUGUUGCGUAAACAAAAAGUAUGGGAGAAUUGGUUGCUUUUUAGUUAAUCGGGUGGGGCGGUGGCAGGGGAAUGUGCUCACAAGCUACCGCUUAUGGUCUACCAGAGUCUCACAAUCAAAACCCUUGAGGUCUCGUUGGGCGACGAGCCUAGGAGGGCGGAAUGGAAGGUGACGGUGGACAGAGUGUGGUGGGUGGAGAGUGUGAGGUUUGAGCACGAGCAGGCACAUGGAUGAACAUUCAAGCAGUAUUGUGUUCGACAUGUCAGCUACUACUUUUUUUUAUUCUUAUUCUCAUUGUCUUUGACAUGUUUUUUUUUGUUGCGUGCGUGUAAAUUGCCCUUUGCUGAAGGGAGCAUUUGUGAAUACAUUUUUAGUGUACAUG